CGCGCGCGGUCGUGCGCUUCUGUCGGUUCUCACCUCUGCGGUAAUCUAAUUAAGUGCUCCGUAAACUAUAUCGUGAGUUAAUGUACUGUUGUUUACAAGGAAUGCCCCACUGAUAGCGGAAUUUGAGCGUGCAUCACUUCAUGUGCUGAGAAGAUGGUAUAAGUAUGCGGAAGAUGGAGCGGUCGGGUCGGCGGGUGAAGGCGGGGUCGCUGAGCGGGUUGUCGGGCGGGCUGCCCGUCGGCGCGGCCGUGCGGCGGCAGCGCUCGCUGGAGUGGGGCGGCGACCGGUACAGCAGCAGCGACGACGACAAGCCGCCGCAGAUCGCCGACCGCGUCUUCGCCUCGCUGCUGGCGCACGCGACACAGCAGUUCGAUAACGAACAACGUCGCAUUUACGGGUCGGAGAACGGUGAGGCUCCGCGCUUCAUCGGCAGCCCGCAGCGCCAGGCGUCGCCCUUCCCGCACGAGAGCACCAACAGGCGUUUGUAUCGGAGAAACAGGAAUUCUAAAGGGGAGGACAAUAUAUUUAGCGGUGAACCAGGUGGGACUCUGCGCCGGAAUAGACGGGCUGAGGAUUUCGCUCACGACUCUACCGAGCGGAGUGCUCGGAUUGUUUUGAACGGUCCAUCUAGCGGUGGUCAGAGUGAGCGUGAAUGCGAGUCGCCCCCUGAACCGGCGCCCCCCGAAGUUCCGCCCCGCGGUCCCUCGCUCCACGUGACCCUGCGCCACCGCCCCGCGCCGGAUCAGGCUGCAGACGCCGACCGCCUCUUCCUGUCUGAAGAGUUCGCACUUUCUGAGGGCGGCCAUGCUGGUGGCACCUAUCCGGCGCGGUCUCCCAUUUCCACCUCCACUACGGGACACUCCAGCUCCAGUCAUCACAGGAUGGGCGGGACGGGGAUGCCGAGCGACAUGGGCCGGGGCACGAUGGGCGGUCAUUGCCAACUUGCCAACCAGCCGCUGGUGAUGCCGGUGUUCCCCCUGCGAGCCAGCCAGCCGAGCCCGGUGCCGGUGUACUCGCCCUCGCGGUUCCACAUAGACAAGCGAUGCCAGCAUCGGUGCACGUGGAAAUGUCUCGCCAUAGCCAUGAUAUGCCUGUGCGUCAUCCUAGCGGCCAUGCUCGCCUACUUUAUAGCAUUAUCGUCAAUUAAAAGUAAUAUAGACAAUUCGAAUUGUAUACUGGUACAAGAUGUCAAAGCAGUAACACAUGCACAUGGUAUGAAAGAUUCGCUAUCAACCUCAUCACCAUCCGAUGAAUCGAUAUCAACAUCAUCGCUGGGUUGGUCAACUACGGCCGAGGCUUCUUUAGAAUCCGCAAUAAUACCGCAACAAGCACAACAGGCUGCCCCGCCGCCGUGGUCACCGGCUCUGGAACUGAGAGAGUUUAACGAGUUACACAGCGCAACUAUACCUGCCUAUCAAUUUUGGAGUUCCGAAUUUCGGAAUAAACAGCCUGCAUUUGUCAGCCUCAACUUUACAGUGCCGUGGGGUGCCAACUUUGCUGUUUACGGACGGCGAAACGUUGCACCCAGCGUAACUCAGUACGAUUUUGUAGAAUUCAUUCGGGGCGGUAGAGUUGAUCAUCGAUUGAGGCGAAGACGAAGAAGCUUUUCCGACGUUCCUGAUGAUCCAUACGAUAACUGGAACGCAUUUUUGGGCACCAUUAGUCCAUACCAAAGAUGGAACCAUACGAUUAGUAAACGAUCGACUGAUAUGAGAGUGAACGUCAGCAUUUUACAAUAUUUAGACACAGGAAGAUGGUUCAUCUCUGUUUAUAACGACGAACUUCAAUCACACAACGUAGAAAUGAUUGUAUCUGAAGCUGAAGGUGUAACAAACUCUUGCCCUGACGAUUGCUCUGGCCACGGCUCAUGCUACCUCGGAAAAUGUGAUUGUGUGGAUGGAUUUGAAGGACACGAUUGUUCUAAAAGUGUUUGUCCUGUACUUUGUUCGGGUCAUGGCGUUUAUGCAGGUGGAAUUUGUCAUUGUUCCGAGGGUUGGAAAGGUGCUGAAUGUGAUGUUCCAGCGCAUGAUUGUGAGCCAGCUGAUUGUUCUGGACGUGGACAGUGCGUAGCUGGACAAUGCAAUUGUAAGGCUGGUUGGAAGGGACCAAAAUGUGACGAAGAGGAUUGUUUGGAUCCUACGUGCGGUGGUCACGGCUCUUGCGUCCGUGGGCGCUGCGUGUGCCGCGCCGGAUGGCGAGGAUCGGCUUGCAAUGAACGCGACGCCCGCGUACAACGCUGCCUGCCUGCUUGUUCUCAACGUGGUGUUUAUGACUUGGAUGCCGGAAGAUGUGUUUGCGAUCCACUCUAUACAGGAGACGACUGUUCACAAGUUGUUUGUUCGUUGGAUUGCGGACCGCAUGGAGUAUGCGCAGAAGGUGUAUGCCGUUGUGACGAUGGCUGGACUGGAGCAUUGUGUGAUCAACGCCCAUGCGACGUUCGAUGCCAAGAUCAUGGUCAAUGUAAAAAUGGCACUUGUGUUUGUACCCAAGGAUGGAAUGGAAAGCACUGUACUUUGCCCGGUUGCCCCAACGGUUGCUCACGCCAUGGUCAGUGUCAUCUUGAAGAUGGUGUCUACCGUUGUUCCUGCUCCGAAGGCUGGGCCGGAACCGAUUGCUCCAUCGCACUCGAACUCUCCUGUAACGAUAAUGAGGAUAACGACGAAGAUGGCAUGACCGAUUGCCAUGACUCGGAGUGCUGCAGUCGCCCGGAGUGCACGGAGCACAUUAUGUGCUUAGCCUCAAAUGACCCCGUGGAAGUUCUUCUCCGUAAGCAACCACCAUCCGUCACUGCAUCGUUUUACCAACGAGUAAAAUUCCUCAUCGAAGAAAACUCUGUACAGAGUUACGCUCACAUGGACGAAUAUUCUGAGAGCGAGUUCUGGAAUUCCUUUACACCAUGCCGAGUGUCGGUGAUGCGGGGCCAGGUAGUCUCCCCCCAGGGUCUGGGGAUCAUCGGCAUCAGAGUCUCCGUGGACCGGGAGGCGAGAUUCGGCUUCACUCUUACCAGAGCUGGAGGAUGGUUCGACGUGUUGGUGAACGGCGGUGGAGCCGUGACGCUGCAGUUCCAGAGAUCGCCAUUCAAGCCCCUGAGGAAAACUGUAUUCGUGCCGUGGAACCAGAUAGUGGUACUGCCUCCGGUGCAGAUGGAGUUGAGCGACGACAGCGUUAAGGUGCCCACACCGAGGGCUCCGCCGCGUCUUGACUGGUCUCCGAUGCCUCAGUGGUGGGAGGCGGGUGCACCGCCCUGUGCCACUCACGACCACGAGCGUCUCAGGCCAGAAGUUGUUGCCAUGCCAGUGCUGGCAGCCCCAGCUGCUUCUACCGCUGCCACAACUACUGUUGUUUAUCCAGAGGCGCAGAUCGUGAGCGAAUCAUUCGGCAUACCUGGCUCAUUAGUGAAGCUCACUUAUCGAUCAUCGCAAGCCGCUGGGUACCUAUCGUGUGUGCACAUCCAACUGACGCGGCGCGUCGUUCCCGCGUCUCUAGCGCGAGUCCAUGUGCGUGUGGAGAUCGAGGGCUCGCUGUACACGCACACAUACGAGGCUGACCCAGACUUGACCCAUGUGUUCGCGUGGAACAAGAGGAAUGUUUAUAAGCAGAAGGUUUACGGGCAAGCUCAGGCCAAAGUCUCAAUAGGUUACGAAUACUCCUCGUGUACUUCUAUUGUAUGGGAGACACAAACAGCUACGCUAGCCGGCUUCGAUGUUGACAUUUCGGACAUUGGAGGUUGGGGACUUGAUAUCCAUCAUCAUUACAAUUUCCAUGAAGGAAUAUUACAAAAAGGAGACGGAGCUCUACUUCAUCUGAAGCAAUAUCCUAGGACUGUGCAGGUGGUUAUGGGAACUGGGCUUCAAAGAUCUUUGAAUUGUCCUGAUCACUGCAAUGGCAAGGCAGCAGAUUCACGCCUCUUGACUCCAACCGCGUUAACGUCUGGUCCAGAUGGUUCACUUUACGUCGGUGAUUUCAACCUUGUCCGGCGUAUAACGCCCGAAGGCGUGGUAACAACAGUGUUGCAACUAGAGACAACGCAAGUCGCAUAUCAAUAUUACAUGUGCAUAUCACCGGCAGACGGCUUUCUUUACAUAUCUGAUUCUGAGAGGCACCAGGUCAGGAGAGUUCUCUUGUUGGAAAAAGUUCGCGAUCCUUCCUCAAAUUCAGAAGCCGUUGUGGGUAAUGGAGACCGAUGUGUUCCUGGCGAUGAUUCUAACUGUGGUGACGAAGGACCAGCUAUAAAGGCGAAGUUAGCUCAUCCUAAAGGACUUGCGAUUGCCGCUGACAGAACUAUGUAUAUUGCGGAUGGAACUAACAUACGGGCGGUUGACCCGAGUGGCAUAAUCCACACACUAGUUGGACAUCAUGGUCAUCAUAAUCAUUGGUCGCCUGUGCCCUGUCGAGGAGCUAUACCACCGUAUGAAGCUCAACUGCAAUGGCCCACAGGAGUCGCGCUGUCUCCGCUAGAUGGAUCCCUGUACUUUAUCGACGACAGAAUCAUUUUAAAACUAACAGUCGACAUGAAAAUCAAAGUUAUUGCCGGCCAACCUUCUCACUGUCGUAUCGGUAGCGACGGUAAACCUAUUGCUAAAACAACAAAUAAAACGUCUACCGAUUUCCGCGAAGAUUCCAGCCUGGGUACCAUAUUGGCCAUCGCCUUUGCUCCUAGCGGUAUGCUGUACGUUGCCGAAUCUGAUUCUAAGAAAACAAACACUAUUAAGACAAUCGAUCCAUCGGGCAAAAUUAUGCACUUUGCUGGAAAACUACAAGAAAAUCUUAAGGAACUCAGUUGCGAAUGUAACUCAUCCGUCGCAGCAACUGUCAUCCCAACAAAUUCACGCGAUGAGGGGGCUGGAUGUCCGUGCCGUCUUAGCAUUGUAGCUGGCGAUGAACCACCUACAAGCACGGAGACACUUCUGUCAUCUAACGCUAAAUUCCAAACGAUAUCAGCACUAGCAGUAACGCCUGAUGGCGUUUUAAAUGUUGUAGAUCAAGGUUCCUUGCAUAUUUUGGCGUUGAAACAUUAUUUACCUACCCACGACGAAAAUGGAGAAUUCAGGAUACCUUACCCGCCAACGUCAGAAGUUUAUGUAUUCAAUCGAUACGGACAACACAUAACAACAAAAGACUUGACUUCAGGAAAAACGAGAUACUCAUUCUUGUAUUCUAAAAAUACGAGCUUUGGAAAAUUGUCAACAGUGACAGAUGCAUCAGGGAAUAAAAUACAACUUCUAAGAGACUACAGCAACAUCGUUAGUUCUAUUGAAAAUACACAAGAUCAUAAAUUAGAACUGAAAAUAUCAGGCAUUGGAUAUCUGACAAAGAUAACUGAAAAGGGUUCUUCUGAGAUCGAGUUAGAUUACGAUGCUAAUACCGGCUUGCUUAAUAGCCGUUCAGGGGCUGGGGAUACGGUUAUUUAUAACUACGAUGAACUCGGAAGAGUAACGAAAAUAAUUAUGCCCUCUGGAGAACAAGUGCACAUUACUUCUGGAUUAGCUAAAAAUUAUGGGCUUGCGGUCACCGUAUCAAAUCCAACCAGCAGUAUACCUGUGGGAGUAGCUAAGAAAUGUGAAUAUGUAUUACAUGGUCAAUCGUUUAAACAAAUAACGGUUAACAAUGGAAAACAAGUGACGGAGGGACGCAUAUUCUCAAAUAAUACUCUGAUAUUGGACACUCCAUGGUCGGGCAAAUUCGAAAGCAUCGCUGCUGCCAAGCACCCAUUGCUUGAAGCGGCGUUACCAAUCGAGGCUGAAAUGCUUCAUAUGUGGUCGCAUCAGACUACAACAUUUGGAGACGAUUUAGUGAAUAAAAUGUAUUCCUUAUAUACCUUAGUUGGUGAUGUAAGAAAUCCGCAACAGACUUUAAACAGAGAGAUAUGGGUCAACGAUUCACGAGUACUGAUCAUAGAGUUUGACCAGUUUAAAAGUAAAGAGACAUUCUUUAAUGCCGAUAGAAGUCCUCUGUUUACUAUUGCUUACGACGCAGCCGGUCUGCCUUUGUCAUUUACACCUCACGGAGCCGGUGUUCCUCUUAACAUUACAUACGACAGAUUUUAUAGAAUUAACGGAUGGAAGUGGGGUAAUAGUGAAGAAAUAUAUAGCUAUGAUCCGCAUGGAAUGUUAUCUGAAAUCUCUAGUCCACAAGAUGGAACCAAAUUCAUUUAUUACAAUGAGGGUAAUCUAGUAUCUAAAAUUACUCUAGCUAGUCAGAGACACUUUAAAUACACGUACGAUAGCGACGGCGGAUUGACGAACGUUAUAUUGCCUUCUGGAACGAAUCACUCAUUCAGCGUACAACCUUCAAUAGGAUUUUUACGAGUAACAUAUUCCCCGCCAGGUUCAUCAAAGAAAUAUUUGCAACAUUAUUCACACACGGGAGAACUACUUCAAACAGUAUUUCCAGGUGACGGAGCGAGGGUAAUUUACCGAUAUUUCACAACUAAUAAAGUGUCAGAAGUGGUUCACGGAGAUGGGCAAACACAAAUACAUUAUUCAGAAAGUAGCGGCCUGCCCUCGGAAAUAUUGCACGUCGAUCGUGAUGUAGAUUACCGCUGGGAAUCCAGCUACUCAGGUGGUUUACUUAUGGAGGAAAGGAUAGACUACGGUGCUAAAACGGGGCUCAGCAAUGCCAAAAUAAUUUACGAAUACGAUAACAACUAUAGAACUGUUUCUGUUCAAGGACGCAUAGGGGGCCAAACAUUAAUUCCGCACCAUAUUGUUUAUAAUAGCAAUACCGGAGCUCCCGAAACUCUUGGACAGUUCACUGUAUCGAAGCAAAGAUGGAAUGAAACAUCAGUGUAUGAUGGAAUUGCGAUGUUCUCGCGAACUAUGAACGAACAAUUCUUAGAAAAAGAAAUUUCUGUUAACAUUCAUAGAAUGGAAGUAUUUAGAAUGGAAUUUACUUAUGAUAUUCAUGGCAGAAUUUCUCAAACGCGAACGCAUACAAGAAAUGUCGGUGUAAACACUUACACAAAUCUUAAAAAUUACACUUGGGAUUGCGAUGGUCAACUCACUGGACUAGAAGCUCAAGAGCCAUGGGGCUUCAGAUACGACGACAACGGCAAUAUGCUGUCUUUGACCUAUCGUGGAAAUACAAUUCCCAUGGAAUAUAAUGACAUGGACCGAAUAAUAAAGUUUGGAGAAGGACAAUAUCGUUAUGAUAGUAGAGGUCUCGUAUCCCAAAACGCUCGAGAGGAACGAUUCCAGUACAAUUCGAAGGGGUUACUAAUAAGAGCUUCUAAACGGGGAAGAUUUGAUGUUCGUUAUUACUACGAUCAUCUGGAUAGACUUUCAACGAGAAAAGACAAUUUCGGAAAUGUAACACAAUUCUUCUACACGAACAAGGAUCGACCUCAUGAAGUCAGUCAUAUUUAUUCCCCGAGAGAAAACAGAUUUAUGACAUUAGUUUAUGACGACAGAGGUCAUCUUAUUUAUACUCAGGUUGCUCGUCAUAAGUACUAUAUUGCUACUGAUCAAUGCGGAACUCCUGUAAUGGUAUUUAACCAGUACGGCGAAGGAAUCAGAGAAAUAAUGAGAUCACCGUAUGGUCAUAUCGUCUACGAUUCGAAUCCCUACCUAUACUUGCCUGUGGACUUCUGUGGCGGAUUAUUAGAUCAAGUUACAUCCUUGGUGCAUAUGGCUAAUGGAAAAGUUUAUGAUCCAUUGAUCGGUCAAUGGAUGUCUCCACUUUGGGAAAACCUGAUAGAAAGAAUACAUAACCCCACUCAAUUGCACUUAUAUAGAUUCAAUGGAAACGAUCCUAUCAACGUACGGCCUCACGACAAGAAGCCCACAGAUCAUCUAUCUUGGUUGAAACUGCUCGGCUACGACACAAAGAGUCUAGCGCCACAACUGUAUCCAGACGAGCUGCCCGGAGGAUCCGUGCUGCCCAGCAUUCCACACGGGCGCCCGAUCUGGGGAACCGCUCCGACUGACGGAAGCCCGGGGUUGCCAUCGGCGAUGUCUCUUCUUCCCAGUGUCAUCAUCGAAUCCGGGUUCCUAUCGCACAUGUCCAACAAGAGAAUAGCUGACUUUAGAAGCCUCUCCAUUCCAGCCAUGUCAGCGCUCAAGACCGACGCGCUGAACCUGGCGCCCAAACGUAUCGGAUCAGAUUCCGAGCCGCCGUUCGGUCGCGGCAUAUUGAUCUCACGAAACUCCCGAGGACGCGCUGUGGUCACGGCUGUCCCCUCGGCUAACGCCAUCUACCGGGACGUUUACACCUCAGUUUUCAAUAGAUCUCACCUGCUUCCGUUCUCCUUCGUGGUUCACGGGGAUCAGCAGGACGUAUUUUACUUCGUGAAGGAGGAGACGUGGCGCGCGGCCGACGACAAGCAGCAGCUGAAACGUAUGCAGGGGAAGCUGAACGUCACCUUCCACGAGGUGGCGGAGGGCGGCCGCUCGUACGCCGACGUGAAGAUACACGGGAAGACGAGCAUCGUGAACCUGCGGUACGGGACGAGCGCCGAGAGGGAGCGGCAGCGGCUGCUGCACCACGCGCGCGCGUCGGCGAUCAGGAAGGCGUGGCACCGCGAGCGCGAGACGCUGCGGGCCGGGCUCGGCGGGUCGCUGGACUGGUCGGCGGCGGAGCUGGACGAGAUCCAAAAGUCGGGGUCGGCGGCGGGCUACGAGGGCGAGUACGUGCACGACGUGGCGCGCUACCCGGAGCUGGCGGAGGACCCCUACAACGUCCGCUUCGUGAAGAAGCGCUCGGACCGCGCGGAGCGGCGCCGGCGGAAGCGCGAGGCCUGCCGCGCGCCCUGGUGGCUCGCGCGAGACGACCUCUGCUAGUGAUCGCCGCCAUCCAUAUGCCAAAUCGUGUGAAUGUAAUCGGUGUGUGUGCCUGACGACGGACGAGUGUGUACAUGUGUGAGCGGUUAAAUAAAUAUAUUUUGUAAAUAGUCUCUAUUGAUUGUUAAUUGUUGAUGUAUGUAUGUACGGUAGAUGCGAAUCCCUAUCGCUAUGUAAAUAUUUAAUUUUGUGUUGCGGGGAGAGAGUGGACCUUUUUGUGAGGACUGAUAUAAAAUAAAUGUAUUGUAUGUAUAAAAUAAGAUCUAUGUGAAUAUAAAAUUAUUUAUACUUAUUUAUCGGUAAAAAGCUUCAAUUGUGUCCAAUGUUCUUAUAAAAUUUAGAUGAAGACUAUUUGAAAGAAUAAUAAAAAAGCAUACUUUUUUAACCAAAU
This is a messenger RNA of Aricia agestis (brown argus), 9168 nucleotides long. RefSeq names its product teneurin-a. Lineage: Eukaryota; Metazoa; Arthropoda; Insecta; Lepidoptera; Lycaenidae. The coding region runs from base 165 to 8777 and encodes 2870 amino acids. The transcript is spliced from 27 exons. The record is from RefSeq and is a predicted model, not a curated record. Gene Ontology annotation, biological process: motor neuron axon guidance.